Messenger RNA from Exaiptasia diaphana, 1130 nucleotides. Its product is annotated as lactadherin. The transcript is spliced from 5 exons. The record is from RefSeq and is a predicted model, not a curated record. Lineage: Eukaryota; Metazoa; Cnidaria; Anthozoa; Actiniaria; Aiptasiidae. Bases 7 to 840 code for a protein of 277 amino acids.
CGAAUUAUGGAGCGUCGCCCGUGUAUUCCCAACCAAAACCUAACACGUCACGUGAUUUCACGUCACGAAGUAGACAGUGACGAGACAUGUAGUCUGCAAUGUUACAUGGAAAAGUGGUGCGUCUCAUACAACUUAGGGCCAAAAAGUGGUGUCAACCGAGCAUGCGUACUCAGCCACUCUGACCACGUGAUUCAUCCUGGUGAUAUUCAAAAGGGAACAACAUAUGAUUAUUGCUUUUAUCAGAAUCCUUGUUCUUCAAAUCCGUGCUCUAGUGGUCGCUGUAGGCCAGACGAGACUUUCACAAAGUACGAAUGCGUUUGCUUUACUGAUGACCCAUGCUACAAAGGCUGCGAUCUUCCUUUGGGCAUGCAAAGUGGAGCUAUUCCCAAUGCUUCAAUCACCGCUUCAAGCUUCUUUGGCUCGGGACACGAACCUUUCCGGGCAAGACUGCAUUUCCAGGGACUUCACAAAAAAGAACAAUUCUUGAUAAAUUCCGGCUCAUGGUCUGCAAAGUCGUUGAAAGCUGGAGAAUACCUUCAGGUUGACUUGGGACAAAUAAAGUGGGUUUCCAUGGUAGCAACACAGGGAAGACCGACCUUCGAUCAGUGGGUCACAAGCUACACCCUUGCAUACAGUCAAGAUGGAGUGAAUUAUAAAAUGUAUACGGAAUUCCUUAACGAUGACGUCAAGGUAUUCCAAGGCAAUAGUGACAGAAACACAGUCGUGAAACAUGUUCUGCAGAGUAGGGCCAUCCAAGCAAAAUCCWUCCGAUUUAUCGUUAGGACAUGGAAGAGGUAUAUCUCGAUGAGAGCUGAAAUUUAUGGAUGUCCAUAUAAUUAAAACGAUCCGAAUUUCGAUAUGAAACCACUGGACGUUUACUGACAUAUAGAGAAAAACCAAAUGUAGCCUAUAGUAUCGAUAUAGUAUAUAAAAGUGCAUAAGGUUUUGAAAAUUAUUGUAGCCUUUAUAAACCCUUAGACACUUUCACUAAGGAAUAACAUAAGGAUUUGAAAAUCGUAGUCUUAAAAACCUUUAAAAAUUUUCACUGUGAAUAAAAAAAACACAAUAAAAUCGUACAAUUCAAAACGUGCAGUCACAUGCUGUCAAAUUAUGGUGGAUUUGCUCAAUCA